Molecule: messenger RNA, 3279 nt
Organism: Vitrella brassicaformis
Lineage: Eukaryota; Vitrellaceae
Source: the annotation of a GenBank genome assembly
CAUUCAUUGAGUGAUGCGUAUGCACUAGGUGAUUAAGCUAGGUAGGUGUGUACGUGUGUGUGUUUGGACGUUCGUACGUCUGCACGGAUGCGCAUCGGCCAUGCAGAAAAGACUCACUCACUCACUCGCAGCAAGGAAGGCAUCAACCAACCCACGUGGCAGCCAAAUAACAGUCAUGAAAAGAGCACGCACCACGCACCGGUACCACGCACACCCGUGCACACGAACGAAUGAAUGAAAAUGACACGGUAGGUACCCCAGUCAGUCAGUGGUCACAUCGGCUCUCGCAUUAUGUAUGGAUCAAGGAAGGGAGUCAGGCACGCACAUGUACGUGUGGAUGUAUGGAUGUGAGAAUAAAUAGCCUCAUGCACCGGUGCAUCGGUCAUGGAAGGAUCGAAUCGAAGGAGGGGAGUGAUCAUGGUUGGUCGGGGCCGGUAUUCACAGGCAGGUAUUCAGGGGCUGGCGUGAAAGUGAGUUAGUCAGUAGUUAUGCUGGCCAGCCAACUCCAGACGGACGAGAAGUAAGUGUACGGGCGCAGGACAGCAUCACCACGCAGAGUGGACAGCAGGGAAGGCAUGAAGGGAAGGAGAGACAGACGAGUCAGCAAGUGUGUCAAAACCGCGUCAUGGCCUUUUGGGUCAGCUGAGGUAGCUGAGCCGCACCAUGGUAAGUAAUUAUACUGGGCUGCUCCAUCGGGGCUCACUUAAAACAGCAGACAGCCAAGCCACGAAGACAGACAGACAGCCAGGCGGCUUAACUGAGACAGAAAGGCUUGCACGAAAGAAGCGUCCAUGGAUCACAUCACAUCACAACUACCCAAAAGCGUCUCGAAAAGAGUGAGAGGCAAAGAGGGAGGAAGGCAGUAUCGACAGACACCGUGGCAGGCCGCCAGUCACGCUGUAGGUACCGACGUGUAGAUAAAAGCAACCAGAAAUGUACACACACCAACCAACCAACAAAACAGACCGACCGACCGACCGACCGACAGACAGACAUGUACGCAUGCAUGUACGCAUGUAUGUAUCUGUGUACCCUAUGAAAUGUCCAUCCCUCCAUCCCUCCAUCCAUCCAGGAAGGAAGGAAGGCACCCCCACCCAGCAGCGGAUCUCUACACCAUGCUCAACACCGCACCAUACAACACAACAUAACACAUUACAUACCAUCAAUCUAUCCCCUGUACUACUUCAAUCAACCACCCAACCAACCAGCCAACCAGGUGCCGGCGUGUGCACGUGUAUGGGAAUGUGCAUCAAUCGAGCGGCUAGUCAGCCAGCGCUCCAACCAUCCAAAAGCAACAACUGAUGCACUCACUGGCCCGCUGGACUUGCAUCUGUAGGUAGCUGGUCGGUCGGCAGCUCACAGCAGGGUGAUGCCACCUGAGGUACCAUAGGCACACAUUCGAAGAUGGUGGGUGGGCGACACACACAUGCACUGCAUGUAUGUAUCUCUCUCUCUCUCUCUCUGUGUGUGUGUGUGUGUGGAUGACUUACCAACCAUCCAGUUCAUGAACUCGCGCUCAGACAGAGCGUCCUUCCUGCAGACAAACGGGGAACACCGCGCAAUUGUUCUUCUGGUUUGGUGUGGGUGUGUGUGGAUGUUUGCCUACUGCUCGUCCUCCAGUGCGUUGUAGAUGACGGCCAAAUCCUGAUGGACACACACAAACAGCGCAACACGGAAAUAUCAGUCCAUUUGCCUCAGUAUACUUCGUGUGUGGCUGCCUGACCGAUAGCGGGUAUUGCGUGCGGCCCUGGGUGUGGUCGGCGCACAUGCGGUUAAACUCAUCUGCACAACGCAGGCACACACAGACGAGCCAGCCGUAUGGGCAUGGUAUGGUCGCAUGUACGCGCCUUCCUUGGGUGUGCUGGUCCCUUACCCAUCCUCAUGCCGAUGUGUGGGGUGGCGAUGGCGUACUUGCGGAACGUCUCGGGGAAGUUACCUGUGCGGCAAGAAAGAGCAACAACAGCAUUGCUGUAGACCUCUUUCAGCCGCUGUCUGUGUGCGUGUGCGUGUUACCUUUGGACACGGCCUGAAUGGCCCUCUGCACAUCUCGCAAACGCAUACUCUUGGCAACGCUCUGACAGGAUGGCAUACCCACCACACACAUACAUCAGGGUCAUGAUACAUGUGGUCGCCUGCCGAGUGAUGUGUGUGCCUACAAUCAUGAAUCCGAUGAUGGCUGCGGCGACGACCACAAACGACACGACAAUGGCGAUGAACAGCAGCAGAUCCUCAGUGGAGAUCUUGCUCGACGUCGGCCACAGAGAGCACGCCGUCAUCGUACCUGCAGUCAGAGAAAGCACACACACAUCCACACAACACACCACACACCUCGAUCUUGUGGUUGUGUUGUGGCACAGGUGGUUGGCUGUCUGUGUACCGACCGUACCGAGGAAGAGCAGCCAGGCGGACGUGCCCGAGAUGCGUGUGAGUAUUCGGAUGUACUUGCGGAUCCACUGGCGGUACUUGAGGGUCCAGCGGGGGUUGCCGGGGAUGUCCAACACGAAGAUGAUCAAACCAAAGAUACUGACACCAUGACCAAUAUACGGUGGCACACACAACACACACAACACACACACACAGAGAGGGCGCCAACCAUGAGCCUCCCGUCACCCAUCCCCGCGUGAGUGUGUCGGCUUACAACAGGAAGAUCUCAUCGACGAGUGCGGCCAGUUCGAAGGUGCCGAAAGCUCCGAGUGCGCCGACGAUGGCCCCGAACAUGACGCCCAGCGACGAGACGAAGAAGAGGAUCUGCCAGCUCAGCCCCACCCUCUCCAGCGCGCCCUCCACCUUCACACCACCCGCCGCCACGUUCAUCCAAGCGGCGUUCGUGCCGCCACGACCUGAUCGGCCCGUCGACGCCAUCGUCUGGUUCAGCAGCCCCUGCUGCUCUGCACACGCACACGCAUCACCGCCACACACACAGGAUGAGAGAUGCGUGCUUGCGUGUGGCGUGCAGGGCAUGAGACGCCCUUCUGGCGGCCUCUCUGGCCUGUACUGCAUCGCUCCUUGCGCACCCUGCAUCCCUCCUCGCUCAGCUACCCUCUCUCGUGUCUGCAUCUUUCUGCCCAGCGCCUGCCUGCCCUCUGGCGUGUUGUGUGUUGUUACCGGGCGGCGGCAGGCCGCCAGGGGAGCCCUGUGUGACGGGCGUGCCGCCCAUGGGCGACUGUUGGUAGGUGGGCUGCAUCGAUGGAUCGAUUUCAGAGCCGACCGACCCAGCACUGUCACGUAUCAGCUACACCACACUCGCGCGAGGAGGGAAAAUCGUUUCUUUGGUCAGAU